Molecule: messenger RNA, 1041 nt
Organism: Vittaforma corneae ATCC 50505
Lineage: Eukaryota; Fungi; Microsporidia; Nosematidae
Exons: 1
Coding region: 1-1041 (346 amino acids)
Source: RefSeq, a predicted model, not a curated record
AUGUUUGUUGACAGUGUGGACGUGAACGUGCAUCCCAGCAAGGCAGAGGUGCUCAUUGGCAAUGAAAAUAUGUUUCUUGAAAUAUUGCAGGCAUUUGACAGGAUUUUUGAAAAUACCCUCGAAAUUAAUGAAAAUACCCUGAAUUUAGGAGCUGUCUCUAAUAUUGGAAGCUUAGCUAGUUCUUCUAAAAAUAGUCCAAGGAGUUGUAAAGUUGUUAAUGACAAGAGUAUAAGCAACCAUGAAAACACCUACAACACUGAUCAGAGUAGCGUCUUAGAUACCAGUGAUUUACUACCAAACACAAGCGCCCAUACCUCAGACGCUUCGGUCACUAAUACGAGUAUCUUCCCUAAAGCCGUCCAGUCUAGUCCCUUGAAAAUAUACUCGUCACCAUUUGUAAGAAGGUUGGAUGAAAACACUUCAAAACACCAGCAGACCUACAGAAAGUUCUCCUUAAUUUCACUAAAGUCAUUGUUGAGCGAACUCAAAGAAAUCGAUCAAUCAUUUUUCAAGUCGCUAACGUUUGUUGGGGUAUUUGCAAAUGACAUCUUUGUUCAGCAUCAAACAAAUCUUAUAAAAAUUGACAAGGAGUCUUUUCUUUUCAAUGUUUUUUACCAGAAAAUUUUGAAAGAGUUUGGAAACUUUGAGAGUAUUGAGUUGCAGCACGCGGUUGAGACUGGUAUACAUGAGGAUCUGUGGGAACUGCUGAGAGAGUACUUUGGAGUCCACAUUGAGAAUAAGCAGAUCAUUGCAGUCCCUAAAAUAUACGACAUUGUGCCUGAAGACGAAUCUGGUCUUGGCGACAACAAUGGUAGUGGUUUUGCGGGAUGCUUUGGAGAGCUAACUGUUGAAAAAACAGAUGAGGUUGGCACAAUCAAAAGCAUUGCUCAAGGUGUUGCUAAGAUCUAUGCAAAAUCCAAGGUCGACAUCAAACUUUUUAACAAGAUUAAAGCCGAAACAAUAGCAACGAUGGAAAUAAUAGACACGCUGUCUUUAAUGAGUGAUUUGAAAGAUCUCUACAAGACGUUUGACAGAUGCUAG